AUUUAGUUGAGUUGCGACGUCUUGACAUUCGAAACUAUAAAUCGACUUGCGAAAAUUAAUUCAAAAUGCCACCUAUUGGAGCAAAGUGUCAGCUGAACUACACGCGAGAGCGAAUGUGGGAACCCGGAUAUCUCAAGGCCAAGUGUGCAGAGUUGCGCUUGGAGAACGAGUUCCGAUUGUAUCGAAUACGCCUUUGGAAAAGCUAUUUAUGCGUUUUCUUCAUGCUGCAUAUUUUUGUCACUUUUUUGUACUGUGUCCUGCUAUUAACUACCGUUGAUCGCCGACAUAAAAUAUAUUUCGAUGUGUCCCUUUCUGUGGGGUGUUGCGUGGUCCUUUUGAUAGCAUUGAGCAUUAACUUCUGUGACGGGUUUAUAGCGAAACAUACGUGGUAUAUGUAUGCCAGUUCAAUAUUUGCAUCUAUGACUUUGGUGUUUGCCGACCUUACUGAAUCAAUCUACCACAAUUACACACACAAUUGGCAGCUGGGCAGCUUUUACGACACCUACAUAUUGUACAUGGUCUACAUGUUCCUCCCGAUCCACUUCAUAAGUGGUGCAGUCCUGCUGGCUCUCCUAGUAUCCGCGCUGUACAUAAUAUACUACAUUCAAUUUCUCGCCGAUGGCUUCUCCCAAUUCGUGUCCGAACUGUUCUCCGUCGGCGGAAUGUCCAUGGACAUCCUGCACUAUCUGUGCAUCAACCUGGUGGGCAUAUUCUACCGCGUCAUCAGCGACACGGUGGUGCGCUCCUCGUUCCUGGACCGCCACCAGUUCAUCAAGGAGGAGAUCUGGCUGCGCAACGCCCGGCUGCAGGAGAAGCAGUUGCUGGACAGCAUCCUGCCGCCGCAGAUCUCGCAGCCCUUGCAGAAGGACAUCCAGAACAGGAUUAAGAUGGCGAAACAGGGCGCCGGCAUGCGCUUCAUCAGCGUCCUCGAACGCACCAUGGCCAUCCAGAUACAUCCGGACGUCAGCAUCCUCUACGCCGACGUGGUCAACUACACCCACCUGACCACCACACUCACGGUGGAGAAGUUGGUGAAGGUGCUGCACGACCUCUACGGCAGAUUCGAUAGAGCCGCCUUUCGCUUCAAGGUGCAGCGCAUCAAGUUCCUGGGCGACUGUUACUACUGUGUGGCCGGUUUGGCGGACCCCGAUCCCGACCACGCGAACAACUGUGUGGCCCUGGGCCUCUCCAUGAUCUCCGACAUCCAGGAAGUGCGCGACGUUCAAGGUCUGGACAUAAAUAUGCGCAUUGGAGUUCAUUCGGGUACGCUGUUUGCAGGGGUCAUUGGUGAGGCCAAGCUGCAGUUCGAUAUAUGGGGACUGGACGUCACCAUUGCUAAUGUCUUGGAGUCCACUGGAGUGGCGGGCUUUGUGCACAUCAGUGGUGCCACACUGAACAAUCUUAGCGAGCAACGCUAUCUUAUUGGCGAAGGACCUGAAACUGCAAGGAAACAUCCACUUUUGAUCAAUCACCGUAUAAUCACAUACAUAGUGCAGGAUGUUUUGCAAGCGGAGGAAAGUGAAGAGUUCUUUGGUGAACUGCACGCAUUGUCGUUAAUAAACUUCGGCUCAAGACAAAGACUAAGCGAUAAUACUAAUGAAAGCUUAAAAGCGAUGUUCAAUGCCGAGUUGCACGAAGAAUUCCGCAAAAUGCCGGUCAGUGCAUUUAAUCAGAAAACAUUUUACGGCAUGUAUCGAAAUACAGACAGAGCGACGACCCCUUUGUAUCACCAGCUAAACAUUUGUCUGACCUUCUACGACAGCGCCAUGGAGAGGGCCUACUUGAAGCAAACCGACUAUAUGUUCAAGUACAGCAUGCUGCUCGGCUGGUGCGUCGGAUGCUGCCUGGUGUAUAUCCAACUGAUGGACACCAAAAUGAUAUGCCCCUCGUGCAUUAUUCUGCCCGCCUGUGUGUUUCUGGUGCAGACCAUUCUGACCUUCGUCGCUUGGUACAAGAAGAUUUGCUGGGCAAGGUAUGGAAAAUAUGACCAGCCGCAUAAGUAUAGUCGGUUGAGCUGCAUUAUAUUUCGCAUCCACGAGAAAAUCAUUGGCAGUCUGGGCAUCCGCAUCGUCAUAUACCUCUUCCUAGUGAUAUCCAAUUUCUCUGUGAUGGUGAUUAUCGUGAUGACUUGCCAGCGCGAAGAGUUUGAGCUAAUGUUUAUCGAGGAGAAACUCUUUCACUACGAACAGGAUACUAAGAUAUGCUUUCAUCCGUGGGUGGCGACCAACAUGGUCUCGCUAAUGAUUUGCCUGACCUUCACCUUCUUGCACAUUCCGUUCCUGGUGAAGACCACAAUGGCCCUUUUGGUGACGAUUGCCUACUUGGUGAUCGUUUUCUUCCAAUUUGAGUUUGUCUUCCACCACAGUGUGACCACGAACCCCUUUUUUCCCGCCGAGUACGCACACGGCUUGCUAAUUUGCAUCAGCCUGCUAACUAUGUAUGUGAAGGAGCGCCAAAUCGAGUUCACCAACAAAGUGAACUUCAACUGGCGCGUCGAGUUGAGAAAGAAGGAGAGUGACGCCAAUAUAACCAAUCAUUCGAUCAUUAUUAUACUCAAUAACAUUCUUCCUAGUCAUAUAGUGGACGUCUACCUCAGUUCAUUAUCCAAACACGAACUAUACUACGAAAAUUACCAAAUGGUUUCCGUCAUGUUUGCCAUGCUAUUGAAUUUCGAAGUGGAUUUAAGAAGCUUGCGAGUUUUAAAUGAGAUUAUUGGCGAAUUUGAUGUUCUGUUGCUGUUCUACAAGGAAUAUUAUUCGGUUGAGAAAAUCAAAAUCGUCGGAUGCACAUAUAUGGCAGCGUGUGGCCUGGACCUGAACUUCGCGGGCUCCACUAGUAAAACAGAGAAAUCGAACUUGGAUUUUAUUACACGGACCGAGGGGAAUCCACGUAAGCUAUCCUUCGAGCAUAACCAACAAGAGCUCGAGGAAGUGGUUUUUGUCAUGUCCUCGUUUGCACUGGACAUGAUGCGCACGCUGGCCCAAUGCAACAAGGCCUACCAGAGCAUUCCGUCCCUUCGAAGCAUUAUGGACGGAACAAUCGCCAUCGGCAUUUCCAGUGGCGAGGUGAUGGCCGGCAUAGUGGGCGCCUCGCAGCCGCAUUACGACAUCUGGGGCAAUCCGGUCAACAUGGCUUCGCGGAUGGAGUCGACGGGAUUGCCAGGACACAUUCAGGUGACGGAGGAGUCGGCCAAAAUCCUGCAGGAUUUCGGCAUUCUCUGUGAAUACCGCGGCUUGACUUUUGUGAAGGGUCGUGGUCAAAUACCGACCUAUUUGGUGGGAAUCGAUAGCGACCUUAACUUCAUCACUACGGCGGCAAAGCGAUCUCCGAGUCACGUGGAGCGCAGUACGGUUAUAUCAUUGCAAUCCACCUAUUCUCAACCAGAUAAUCGUAGUGAUUCUGGUAGCAUUUAUGGACGAAACCUGAACGAUAAUUAAGAUGGCUUAUAGUUUGGCGUUAUUUACGCAUCGAAUUCGUUUCGUUUCGUUUUGUAAUCUUAAAAUAAUUAAAC
Molecule: messenger RNA, 3511 nt
Organism: Drosophila elegans
Lineage: Eukaryota; Metazoa; Arthropoda; Insecta; Diptera; Drosophilidae
Gene: ACXE
Product: adenylyl cyclase X E
Exons: 12
Coding region: 66-3437 (1123 amino acids)
Biological process (GO): adenylate cyclase-activating G protein-coupled receptor signaling pathway; cAMP biosynthetic process; intracellular signal transduction
Molecular function (GO): adenylate cyclase activity
Source: RefSeq, a predicted model, not a curated record